Epithele typhae is the source of this 1368-nucleotide messenger RNA. RefSeq lists its product as uncharacterized. Lineage: Eukaryota; Fungi; Basidiomycota; Agaricomycetes; Polyporales; Epitheliaceae. Gene Ontology annotation, biological process: regulation of transcription by RNA polymerase II. Gene Ontology annotation, molecular function: DNA-binding transcription factor activity, RNA polymerase II-specific; protein dimerization activity; RNA polymerase II cis-regulatory region sequence-specific DNA binding. The transcript is spliced from 2 exons. The record is from RefSeq and is a predicted model, not a curated record. Bases 1 to 1368 code for a protein of 455 amino acids.
AUGCAGGCCGACAUGGCUCUCUUCUCCCCCGCCGAGGCCGUCUACCUCACCUCCUUCCUCUCCGCCGUCGACCUCGACCAGAGCGUCAACCCCGAUGGCUCCGUCGACCACUCCCUCGCCGAGCGCGUCCCCCAUGUCCAGGGCAAGGAGGCCCUCGCAAAGGCCACCAAGGACCUCAUGUCCCUAGACCUCCCGACCACCAUCCUCUCCCCGCCCGCCCUCCACCGACCCCACUUCCACCAAGCCCCGUCGCUCCCACCCCCUCCCUCGAGCACCGGCCCCAACUACUGGCCCAGCAUCCCCCCUCCCGAGCACUCGUUCCCCCCGUCCGCCGUCCGCUCCUCCUCCCCCGCCCGCUACGCCCUUGACUACGAUGUCCCCCGCUCCACCCCCUCCGACCGCGCCCUCCCCACCGCCGACUCCCUCUUCAACCCUCCCCCAGCACACCUCCAGAUCGCGCCCCUCCGCGGGAGCACGACAGGCCCAGCCGCCAGCGCCCCCGCGUUCACCCUGCCCCCUAUAUCCACCUCAAAGCUCCCGCCUCAGCCCCACAGUGGCAUCCGUCCGUCGGCCGUGUCCUCGUCCGCAUCUGCACCUGUAGUGCCGACGUCCAGCAAACGGCCCCUGCCCGGGUCCAACCCACCCGAGCCAACCUCGUCCAAGCGCCCCCGGCCCUCGCCAUCCACCUCGUCGAGCCCGUUCCCCGACUCGCCCGGGCCGUCGUCCGUAGUGUCGGGGGCGCGUGGCGCGAGCGCAAGCGCAAACGGCCUCGGUCGGCCCCGCCGGCCGCCGGCCGCCGCGCAGAGCAAGGGCGAGGGUGCGGUGGCCGCGGCGAACGGGGCGAAGCCCGCGCUGCUCUCGCCGUCGCAGAAGCGCGCGAACCACAUCCAGUCGGAGCAGAAGCGGCGGGCGAACAUCCGGCGCGGGUACGAGGCGCUGUGCGACGUCGUGCCCGCGCUGCGCGAGGCGAUCCGCGCGGAGGACGAGCAGGAGCGCGCGCGCGCGCUUGAGGAGGAGGCCGCGGCCGCGAAGGGGAGGGGGCGCGGCGGCGGCGGCGCGGAGAAGGGGAAGAAGAAGAAGGGCAGGGCCGACGGCGACAAGGCCGACGGGCGGGCGGGGCCCAAGAGCGAGAACGUGGUGCUGUCGAAGACCAUCGAACACAUCUCAGACCUGCUCGCUCAGCGCGCCGCGCUCCAGCAACGGCUCGAGCUCGCCCGGGGCGUCCUCCCGCUCGGCCACCCGGCGACCGCCAUCGACCCAAGUCACCUUGACCCGAACGGGACCCCUCUGUGGGAGCGGGAGUGGAACGGGGGCAUGGACCUCGACAUUGGUCCUGACGGGGACGACGGCAGCGACGACGAGGGCUAG